CACAUCCCCGCAUCCCUGCCUCUAUCUGCCCGCAUCCCUGCCCGCUGCCUGUAUCCCUGACCUGCUCCCUGCCUCUAUCCCUUCCCACUGCCUCUAUCCCUGCCCGUAUCCUUGCAGAGCCCCUGCUCGUGCCCCCGUCCGGCUGCCCAUGCCCCCCCCGUGCCUCCAGCCCCGCUGCCUGGCCGAUUUCUUCUCCUACGAGACCACCAAGUCGGUGGUGGUGAAGAGCUGGGUGGUGGGCGUCGUCAACCGGGUCGUGCAGCUCCUCAUCCUCUCCUACUUCAUCGGCUGGGUGUUCCUGCAUGAGAAGGCCUACCAGGUGCGGGACACUGUCAUCGAGUCCUCGGUGGUGACCAAAGUGAAGGGCAUCGGGAAGUAUGGCAACCGCGUCCUGGACACAGCUGACUACGUCACCCCCCCACAGGGCACUUCGGUGUUCGUGGUGGUCACCAAGCAGAUCCUGACGGAGAAUCAGGAGCAGGGCAUCUGCCCGGAGAGUGAAACCGCAUACCGGUGUGCAUCCAACCGUGACUGUCAGGGGAAGGGCCGCACCACAGGCAGUGGUGAGUUUUGGAGGGGGAUGGAGAUCCUAAAAACCAUGGAGCUUGAGCCCACCCGCAUUAUUGCCACAGGGGUGCUGACGGGACGCUGCGUCCCCUACAAUGUGACCCUGCGCACCUGUGAGAUCCGGGGCUGGUGCCCACCCGAGGUGGACACCGUCGAUGUCCCUGUGAUGCUGGAGGCUGAAAACUUCACCCUCUUCAUCAAGAACAGCAUCCGCUUCCCACUGUUUGGCUUCGAGAAGGCCAACCUGCCUCCCCAGGUCAGUGCAGGAGAGCUGCAGCGCUGCCGCUUCCAUCCUGAGCAGCAGCCGCUGUGCCCCAUCCUGCGGCUGGGCGACGUGGCACGCUUCGCCGGGCAGGACUUCGCCUCGCUGGCUGCCACCGGCGGGGUGCUGGGCAUCAAGAUCGGCUGGGUGUGCGACCUGGACCGCGCCUGGGAGCUGUGCCUGCCCCGCUACUCCUUCACUCGCUUGGACAGUGUCACCCAGCACAGCCCCGGCUCCCCUGGCUACAACUUCAGGCACGCACGGUACUAUCGUGGGCACAACGGCACCGAGCUGCGCACCCUCACCAAGGCCUUUGGCAUCCGCUUCGACGUGUUGGUGUAUGGCAACGCUGGGAAAUUUGGCAUUGUGCCCACCCUCAUCAACACGGUAGCUGCCUUCACCUCCAUCGGCGUGGGCACGGUGCUGUGUGAUAUCAUCCUGCUCAACUUCCUGAAGGGCGCCGAGCACUACAAGGCCCGCAAGUUUGAGGAGGUGCCAGAAGCCAGUGUGCCCCCAGCCCCUGCUAGCCCCACAGGCUGUGUGCCAGGAGCCCUGGGGGACCAGAGCCGGGAGAAGCAGUCCACUGACUCAGGCACCUUCUCCCUGGGCCUCUAGCUCUGGGUGCCAUGGCGCAGUCCCUGUCUGCAUUUGGCCCCAUGAUCUCUCCUCUCCAGAGCCCCGCAGUCCUACUCCUUAACCACACUGUCACUUGGACAGGACAGGGGAGGUGUAUGGGGUGUGAGUGUAACGUGUUCCCGUGCUUCUAUAAGGCCACAGCAUGCAAAGCCCCCAGCCCCAAGGUGAGCAGGAACGGGGACAGUGGGGGG
Lagopus leucura (white-tailed ptarmigan) is the source of this 1656-nucleotide messenger RNA. It is a transcript of the gene P2RX3, whose product is annotated as purinergic receptor P2X 3. Lineage: Eukaryota; Metazoa; Chordata; Aves; Galliformes; Phasianidae. Bases 149 to 1444 code for a protein of 431 amino acids. The transcript has 11 exons. Gene Ontology annotation, biological process: response to ATP; monoatomic cation transmembrane transport. The record is from RefSeq and is a predicted model, not a curated record. Gene Ontology annotation, cellular component: nuclear inner membrane; plasma membrane. Gene Ontology annotation, molecular function: purinergic nucleotide receptor activity; extracellularly ATP-gated monoatomic cation channel activity; ATP binding.